Molecule: messenger RNA, 2557 nt
Organism: Galeopterus variegatus (Sunda flying lemur)
Lineage: Eukaryota; Metazoa; Chordata; Mammalia; Dermoptera; Cynocephalidae
Gene: CCNI
Product: cyclin I
Exons: 7
Coding region: 268-1404 (378 amino acids)
Biological process (GO): regulation of cyclin-dependent protein serine/threonine kinase activity; mitotic cell cycle phase transition
Cellular component (GO): nucleus; cytoplasm; cyclin-dependent protein kinase holoenzyme complex
Molecular function (GO): cyclin-dependent protein serine/threonine kinase regulator activity
Source: RefSeq, a predicted model, not a curated record
GACGCCUUGGCCGCGGCCGUGCGUCCCGCUCGAGCGCCCGCGCACCUCCCCGGCCCGGUUCCACCUCUUCGCCUUCUUCUGUCGGCCCCUUCUUCGUCCCGCGCGCCCUGCCGCCGCGCGCUGAGGAAAAUGAGGUGGUAACGGGCCUCCGGAUGACCCCGCGCCACCACUGUGAGGCCUACAGCUCUGCCGGGGAGGAGGAGGAGGAGGAAGAGGAGGAGAAGGUAGCUACGUCAAACUGGGUAGCAGGCAGAUCCAAAGGAUAUCAUGAAGUUUCCAGGACCUUUGGAAAACCAGAGAUUGUCUUUUCUGUUGGAAAAGGCAAUCUCUAGGGAAGCCCAGAUGUGGAAGGUGAAUGUGCCGAAAAUGCCUACAAAUCGGAAUGUUUCUCCAUCCCAGAGAGAUGAAGUAAUCCAGUGGCUGGCCAAACUCAAGUACCAGUUCAACCUUUAUCCAGAAACAUUUGCUCUGGCUAGUAGUCUUUUGGACAGGUUUUUAGCUACUGUAAAGGCCCACCCAAAAUAUCUGAGUUGUAUUGCAAUCAGCUGUUUUUUCUUAGCCGCCAAGACUGUUGAGGAGGAUGAGAGAAUUCCAGUACUGAAAGUAUUGGCAAGAGACAGUUUCUGUGGAUGUUCCUCAUCUGAAAUUUUGAGAAUGGAGAGAAUUAUUCUGGAUAAGUUGAAUUGGGAUCUUCACACAGCCACACCAUUGGAUUUUCUUCACAUUUUCCAUGCCAUUGCAGUGGCAACAAGGCCCCAGUUACUUUUCAGUUUGCCCAAACUGAGCCCAUCGCAACAUUUGGCAGUCCUUACCAAGCAACUCCUUCACUGUAUGGCCUGCAACCAACUUCUGCAGUUCAAAGGAUCCAUGCUUGCUCUGGCCAUGGUUAGUCUGGAAAUGGAGAAACUUAUUCCUGACUGGCUUCCUCUUACAAUUGAACUGCUUCAGAAAGCACAGAUGGAUAGCUCCCAGUUGAUCCACUGUCGGGAACUUGUGGCACGUCACCUUUCUACUCUGCAGUCUUCCUUGCCUCUAAAUUCCGUUUAUGUCUACCAUCCCCUCAAGCACACCCUGGUGACCCGUGACAAAGGAGUGUUCAGAUUACAUCCCUCCUCUGUCCCAGGCCCAGAUUUCUCCAAGGACAACAGCAAGCCAGAAGUGCCAGUCAGAGGUACAGCAGCCUUUUAUGAACAUCAUCUGCCAGCUGUCAGUGGGUGCAAGCAUACCUCUGCUAAACGCAAAGUAGAGGAAAUGGAGGUGGAUGAUUUCUAUGAUGGAAUCAAACGGCUCUAUAAUGAAGAUAUUGCUUCAGAAAAUGUGGGUUCUGUGUGUGGCACUGAUUUGUCAAGACAAGAGGGACAUGCUUCCCCUUGCCCACCUUUGCAGCCUGUUUCUGUCAUGUAGUUUCAACAAGUAUUACCUUCAAGUGCAAACUAAGGUAGAAUAUUCUGGGAAUGAGAACAUGCAAAACCAGGAAAGGCUGUAGAAAGGUAUAUAUCUUAUCAGGCUGAUUUGAGGUGAGCCAGAAAAAAAAAAAUCCUCAUUUACUUGUGUGGCUAAUUAUAAUUCAACAUUAUAUCAGCACUUAAACACCAAAAAAUACAUAUAUAAAAAGUCCAGAAGACCCCAAAUUUUUUUAAAAAGUAGAAAAUUUCUUUGUAGUAUGUCGGUUUCACUUUUUUCUGCUAAAAUGUAAUGUAGCUUGCUCCAUGUCAAAACUACACAUUUAACAUUUUUUUAAAAGUUCCAAAAUUCAUAGCUAUCAGUCCCUUUCCCCAGCAUCUUGAUUUAAUUGUCCUGUUGCUUUUGCUUGCUUCUCCAUUGAAUACAUAAUGAAUUUUAUGCAUGUUGAUCUAUACUCUGAUUUCUACCGAAUAGGAACCCCCCAAAACUAUUUUUUAGCAAUUUAAUGAACAAAUUAUUUUAGUGUGACAGCCAUGUUUAAUCCAUGAUUCAAAUUCCAAUUAGUAUGAAAAGGGUACUUUGGAAUUGUCCCAUAUUAAUCAGAGGUGGUGGUAAAAAAAAAAAAAAAAAAAUUUAUCACAUUACCACAUUGAUUUUGUUUCAUUUCAGUUUCUAGAGUUUAGAAACUGUUUUCAUUUUUCUUUAUCUUAAAGUGAAAGCUUAAAAGUGGCAUGUAAUUAGGACAGUCUUAGAUUUGUUGAAAGCAUUUUUGACAUUUGUAUAAAAGAAUUUGUGGUAAAGUUAAUAUAUCCAGGUGCUCACCAAAGAUACAUGUAUGUAACAACUACAAGUAGAUUUUUAUAAGUGAUCAGUUUUCACUCAUUUAUAAUCAGUAGGAGAGACUGUCUAGAUGUUUGGGCAGCUCUGUGAUUUUAGUCUGUAACGUGAUAACAACUGAAUUUAGUACCCUAGUUUUAUGUUAAGCUAUUAGGAUUUUUUUGAUAAAGUUAUUCCCCCUGCUUCCCCAGUCUACCUAUAUUUCUCUUAAUGACUUCUGGAUCCUGCGGUCCCUUUGCAGUCUGAAGAAGGUAUUGCAGUCAGAACCAUGUACUGAUGGUAAAAGCCUCUGGUAGCAAUAAAAAGUUGUCCUUAA